GUCAUGAUCUCUUUAUCAUUUACUAGACAUUUGAUGAAACUGAAAAUAGCAGACAUCUUAGAAUUGUGUCAAUAGAAACAAUAUAAAUAUUGUAAUAAAAAAUUAAACUUUUAACAAUUUCCAUGAAAUUUUUAAAGACUAGGCAAAAGAGUAUCACUAGAGCUGAACCAGAGACGGAGAUAUGCGCGCGCAUCAACAAUAUGUACAAGUCAAACUACAGGAGCAGCAACAUCUAGGCAGUGUAGAUAGACAGCAGCACUAUGUAACUAUAUACAUACACACAAUACUACACAGUAGAUAGCAUAGGUAUACUCUACCUAUACUAUUUAAAGUCUAAUGGUCUAAGUCUAGUUGUCUAAGUUAAACGCAGUUGAACGCAAACGUACAUAGAGAGAAGGAGACUGCAGGAGGUUGUUCAUACGUUACAUUUAUAUGUAUAGUUACAAGUUACACUUACAUAUAUAGAUAGAUAGAUAUAGAUAUACAUACACAUGUAUGGGAUAUACAUGUACGUAGAAUUUAGUGAACGAGUUGUCCAGUUGUCGAGACACCAUCAAGACUAUAGUAUAGAGUCGUAUCAUCAUGAUCAUCAUAAAAGUUUUUUAGUUAAAACCCAGAGGCGGUAAUCAUAACAGCAAACAUUAUACGUGAAGUAAAAUGGUAUUGGGAUUUGUGAUUUAUAAAAUAAUAAAUAGAGUAACAAAUGAAGACUAGAAGCAAAAAAGUAACAACAGCUAUCUAGUGUUUCUCGAGCUCCAGUUGAGAUGGAAUAAGUACUUUGGUGUAUUGAACAAUCAUUAACUAUAGUUUUAUUUAUUAAAACAAAUAAGUUUAUGUUAAUUUCUCAAGUGACUGGAACAUUCAAGAGUUUAACCGAGUGAAUUAUUCAAGUUUUUAGUUGUAAUAAUAACUUUGAUAUUGAUAACAGUUAAUAGUUAAUUAGUUGGUGACUAAAUCGUAUAUAUAAAUUUGAAAUAACAAUAUUAUACGUUUUCUCAUGACCUCUUCCAUUGGAAGUCUGGUAGUAAGAUGGCUGUACAGUUGGACGGCGGGGGGAAAGAGGAUUUAAAAACACAAUUUGUCACGAGGGAAGGUACAUAUAAACUGAUGACAUUGUCUGAAUAUUCACGUCCUAAUCGUGUAGGCAACACGGACACGAGAGGUAGUGCAUCAGUCAGGGUAUCAUUUGUUACUUUGCCGGAUCCAGCCGACCCCACGGGGACACAAGGACUUGGUGAUCGAAUGUGCUUUAAUUUUGGAAAGGAAUUAUUUGUUUAUGUUUACCGGGGUGUUAAAAAGGCGGUGGAUCUGAAUAAGCCAGUUGAUAAAAAAUUAUACAAAGGAACAAACCCAACGUGUCAUAAUUUUAAUCAAACAACAGCAACAGCUGAUACAGCACCAUUGCUAGUGGGAUUUUCAACCGGACAAAUUCAACUUAUCGAUCCGAUAAAAAAAGAGUUAAAUAAAUUGUACAAUGAAGAGAGGCUUAUUGACAAAACAAAAGUAACGUGUAUAAAGUGGGUACCGGGAUCGAGCAAUUUAUUUCUGGUAUCCCACAGUUCUGGUCAACUUUAUCUCUACAAUUGGGAACUUCCUUGCGGUACAACCUCACCGCAUUAUCAGCCAUUUAAAUCCGGCGAUGGGUACGCUAUUCAUACAUGUAAAACAAAAUCAACGAGAAACCCACUCUACAGAUGGGUAAUUGGCGCUGAGGGAUGCUGUAUAAAUGAAUUUGCCUUCAGUCCAUGUGGUACCAAUUUAGCAGUUGUAUCACAAGAUGGUUUUCUCCGUGUAUUUCACUACGACACAAUGGAGCUGGUUGGUUCAGCGCGCAGUUAUUUUGGAGGUUUCUUGUGUGUAUGCUGGUCACCAGACGGACGUUACGUCGUUGUGGGAGGUGAAGAUGAUUUAGUAACAAUAUGGAGCUUUCAUGAGAAACGUGUUGUUGCACGUGGCCAGGGUCACCACAGUUGGGUCAGUGUUGUUGCAUUUGAUCCAUUCACCACGUGUUACGGCGAAGCUGACGGUGAUUUUAGUGGAUCAGAUGACGAAGCGAUGCAGCAACAACAUCAACACAAUAACCACAAUCAUUUCAAUGAUAAAUCGAACAGACUGUCAACAACGUCACAGGGAGUUCACUCAAACCGAAAUUCAUGUAGUUCUGAAUUACGUGUGCCUGGUGGUACGUGCUAUCGGCUUGGUAGUGUUUCUGAGGACACUCAAUUAUGUUUGUGGGAUAUAACUGAGGACGUAUUGAGGCAGCCGGUGUGUGCCAAGCAAAGAGUAUCGGCUGCUGGCUCAGGUACACUCUCAUCAUCUGGUACUUUGAGCAGUGGUAAUGGUGCGACCUCUAAUCACGUUACGAACAAUACUAAAUUUAAUAAUAUUAAUAAUGUAAGUUUUAACAAAGAUAGCACGGGUAGUCAUAAUAACUCAGACAGUAGUACGAAUAAUAGCAGCACAAAUACAGCUGUAUCAACGGUUAAUUCAUUAACUCAAAGAUUUGCUGGUCUUGGUUUUGGGGAACGUAAUAAGGGUGAUAAUCAUAAGAGAAAUUUUAGUCUGACGAUGAGAUCCAGUAGCACAAGUAAUAAUAGUAAUACAGUGGUUAACAGUGGCGAUAACAAUAAAGCUAGUAGUAAUAAUACAAAUACAAGUAAUUUAAAUAGUGUCGGUGGUAACAGUAUAGGGGGUAGUAAUAAAAAAGCAAGUUUUGUGAUGGACGAUCCAAUGCGAUUGAUUGGAACUGCAUGGUGUCCUCGAUUUGACGAGUGUCCAGUAUUGGAGCCACUUGUGUGUAAAAAAUUAGCACACGAACGAUUGACUGAAUUAGUAUUUAGGGAAGAUUGUUUCGUUACUGCGUGCCAGGAUGGAUAUGUUUAUACGUGGGCAAGACCUGGUCAACAGCACAUGCCAGGACAAAUAAUAAAUGCUUCACACAUCGUGAGCCCUGGUAAAAACGGAGGAACUAUUGUAUAGCUACAGGAAAUAGACAAGAAUGAUUCAUCUUCUUCAUCGCUAACAAGAAAACAAGAAGAUGAUGACGUCUAUGAAGAAUUUUCACGAUUGACUGAAUUAUUAUUUAUACCACCAACACAACAUCGACGAUUAUAUUAUUAUAUAUAAUCGACAAACGAAAUUAAAUAAAACUAAAAGUCCAUUUAAAAAAAAAUAUAUAAAU
This is a messenger RNA of Cotesia glomerata, 3181 nucleotides long. Its product is annotated as WD repeat-containing protein 20. The record is from RefSeq and is a predicted model, not a curated record. Gene Ontology annotation, molecular function: protein binding. The transcript is spliced from 6 exons. Lineage: Eukaryota; Metazoa; Arthropoda; Insecta; Hymenoptera; Braconidae. Bases 1030 to 2979 code for a protein of 649 amino acids.